AUGACGAUCGAGACCCGCCUCUUCAUCAACAACGAGUAUGUUCCUUCCUCUUCAGGGGAGACAAUACCCGUCUUCAACCCAGCAAACGACAACCUGGUCACCGACCAGGUCCAGGUCGCUUCGAAAGAGGACGUCGACAAAGCUGUUGCGGCAGCCGCGGCGGCCUUCAAGACCUGGAGAUGCACUCCAAGCGCCGAGCGCGCCGCUAUCAUGCUCAAGUAUGCUGACCUCCUUGAGCAACAUGCCGAAGAGAUCGCUCAGCUUGAGUCGACCGACAUGGGUAUGCCCAUCAUGUUCACCCGCAUGAUGGCAGCCAGCCAGGCGGCAUCCUUCCGUUACUAUGCCGGACUCACGGACAAAGUCCAUGGAGAGACGUUCAACGAAGAUGGCGAUGGCCUAUUCAAGAUGAUUACAUAUGAGCCGUUGGGUGUCUGCGCCGGCAUCUCGGCCUGGAAUGGAACACAGCUAUCUAUUGGGUGGAAGAUUGCACCAGCUGUGGCCAUGGGCAACACCUUUGUUCACAAGUCCUCGGAGCGCAGCCCACUCAGCGCCAUCUACCUGGGCAAGCUAGUCAAGGAAGCCGGCUUUCCUCCCGGAGUAAUCAAUCUCCUCUCGGGAGGUGGCGCGACUGGCGCACUGCUCGCUUCGCACAUGGGGAUUGCCAAAAUUGCAUUCACUGGCUCGAAGGCGGCUGGCCGCAAGGUGCAGGUCGCGGCCGCACAGAGCAACCUCAAGCACGUCACGCUUGAGCUCGGCGGCAAGUCGGCCUCGAUCGUGUUUGAGGACGCCAACAUCGAGAAUGCGAUCAAGCACAACUCCCAGAACUUCUUGAUCAAUAACUCUCAGGCUUGCUCGGCGGCGUCGCGCCUCUUUGUCCACGAGAGCAUCGCACCGACAUUCAUCGACGGGCUGAAGCAGGCGUGGAUGGGACUUACGCACGCUCUGGGCGAACCAGCAGAUGACAAGACAUUCCUCGGACCCAUGGUCGACAAGGCCCAGGCCGAGCGGGUCAACGAGUAUAUUGCAGGUGCAAAGGCGGAUGGCAUCGAGGUGCUUGUUGGUGGGGAAGAGCAGAAGCGCGCGGGGCAUUAUGUUACUCCGACUCUGCUGCUCAACCCGGGGCUUGAGAGUCGAGUGUACAAGGAGGAGAUUUUUGGGCCGGUGCUUGUAGUCCGUACUUUCAAGACUGAGGAGGAGGUCAUUGAGCUGGCAAAUGAUACCUCGUACGGGUUGUCCGGUAUUGUCUUCACGUCUGAUAUUGCUCGGGCUUUGCGAGUUGCUUCGAAGCUUGAAGUGGGAACUCUGUCUAUCAACAGCGCCCACUGGCCAAGCAAAUUCACUUCCUGGGGAGGCUUCAAGCAAAGCGGAUAUGGACGUGAGAGCGGCCUGGAGGCGGUGAAGGAAUAUGUGCAGUCCAAGUCGAUCCACGUUGCGCUGAAGGUGUAA
This is a messenger RNA of Thyridium curvatum, 1446 nucleotides long. RefSeq lists its product as uncharacterized. Gene Ontology annotation, molecular function: aldehyde dehydrogenase (NAD+) activity. The record is from RefSeq and is a predicted model, not a curated record. The transcript has 4 exons. NCBI's taxonomy places the organism in Eukaryota, Fungi, Ascomycota, Sordariomycetes, Thyridiales, Thyridiaceae. Bases 1 to 1446 code for a protein of 481 amino acids.